GACAUCAUGAACACCACCGACUUUCAUGGUUUGAUCCAAGGCUACUUGAACAGGACUGUACUACUAAACAAAGACUUACCACCAGAGGAUAAGGACUCCUCUACAGGAUGCUAUGAACAGCUGCUGAUAUCCACAGAGGUUUUCCUCACUCUGGGGAUUGUCAGCCUCCUGGAGAACAUCAUGGUCGUUGCAGCUAUCAUCAAAAACAAGAACCUGCACUCACCGAUGUACUUUUUCAUCUGCAGCCUCGCAGUCGCUGACAUGCUUGUGAGUGCCUCCAACGCUUCAGAGACCAUUGUGAUAGCGCUCAUCAAUGGAGGCAGCCUGACAAUCCCUGUGACACUAAUCAAAAGCAUGGACAAUGUGUUCGACUCGAUGAUCUGCAGCUCUCUGUUGGCAUCCAUAUGCAGCUUACUCGCCAUCGCCGUUGACCGUUACAUCACUAUUUUCUACGCACUUCGAUAUCACAACAUCGUAACUUUACGGAGAGCGAUGCUGGUCAUCAGCAGCAUCUGGACGUGCUGCAUCGUCUCUGGCAUCCUCUUCAUAAUCUACUCAGAGAGCACCACCGUGCUAAUCUGCCUCAUAACUAUGUUUUUCACCAUGCUCGUGCUCAUGGCAUCACUCUACGUGCACAUGUUCCUGCUGGCACGCCUGCACAUGAAGCGCAUCGCAGCUCUGCCGGGCAAUGCGCCCAUCCACCAGCGAGCCAACAUGAAGGGUGCUAUCACCCUCACCAUCCUCCUUGGGGUGUUUGUGGUGUGCUGGGCUCCUUUCUUUCUCCAUCUCAUCCUCAUGAUCACCUGCCCCAGGAACCCCUACUGCACUUGCUUCAUGUCCCACUUCAACAUGUACCUCAUUCUCAUCAUGUGCAACUCGGUCAUCGACCCCAUCAUCUACGCCUUUCGCAGCCAGGAGAUGAGGAAAACCUUCAAAGAGAUUUUCUGCUGCUCACAGGCACUCCUUUGUGUCUGA
Molecule: messenger RNA, 975 nt
Organism: Cheilinus undulatus (humphead wrasse)
Lineage: Eukaryota; Metazoa; Chordata; Actinopteri; Labriformes; Labridae
Gene: mc4r
Product: melanocortin 4 receptor
Exons: 1
Coding region: 7-975 (322 amino acids)
Biological process (GO): G protein-coupled receptor signaling pathway
Cellular component (GO): membrane
Molecular function (GO): melanocyte-stimulating hormone receptor activity
Source: RefSeq, a predicted model, not a curated record